CGGUAUCUGGGGCUUCAGUUUGCAUACAGAUAAAAUGGGUCAAGAGGAACAAAGUGACAGUGCUAUGCUGACUGCAGUGUAUCGAGGAGAUCUUAAUGCACUGAAAGAACUGAUAUCACAGGGUGGUGAUCCAAAUGCCAAGGACUGCAAUGGCCACCCAAUCUUAUUAAAUGCAGCAAAAAACGUGGAAAUUCUCAGAUAUUUAUUGGAAGAUGUUCAUAUUCCAAUAGGAGCCUGUGAUAAAUAUGGCUACACACCUCUUUUGAGAGCAUCAUCAAGUGGAAAUCUAGAUGCUGUGCAGUAUCUGGUCUCAGCUGGUGCCAACCUCUUGGCCAGAACUGCACUGGGUGAGACAGCACUGCACCUUUCUGCUCGCACUGAGUCAGUGGAGACAUUCCAAUUCCUCCAGCACUCAGGAACUCCAAUGGAUAUACUGGAUAUCCGAGGCAGAACUGUGCUUCAUCAUGCAGCUCAGUUUUCAUAUCCAAAAAUGGUGGAAUACAUCCUACAAGGGGGCUGGUUGCCUGUUGACUGCCAAGACAAGAAUGGACAGACACCACUGAUGUUGACAGCAGACUUCCCAAGAAGUGAGAAAGAUGGUGUCAUAUAUAGUCACUGGCGCAGUGUUUCAGAUGGAUAUGUAAACAAGGUUAUAAGUCUUCUUGUUGAUGCUGGUGCUGAUCUUUCAAUAAAGGAUGUGCUUGGAAGGACUGCACUUCACAGAACACUGGCAAAUAUGGACAAUUUUAGAUUCUUGUGGGACAAAUGUCCAGAAUUCACACACUCAGUUGAUAAGAAGGGACAGACACCAGUACACAGAGGACUCUUAACCUUUCGCUAUCAUUAUGACAUGAGGUAUGUGAUACAGGAGUUGCUGGCAGCAGGUGCAGAUUACAAAUCACCUGAUGAAGAUGGGAAGACAGCCUUGAGUUUGGCAGCAGAGCAACACUGUUAUUAUAUUGUGAAGUCAUUACUGAAAGCAGGAGCUGAAACAUCAUGUUGUGGUAAAGACACACUUACACAAAUUCUCCACCUUGCUGCAUGGAAUGAUGAUUUUGAGUUAACUAACAAAGUAAUUGCUGAAGGAGCGGACGUGAAUGGCAGAAAAGCUCGUGGGAGAUUUUCACCAUCAACAGAGAAAGGCCACACUAUAAGAUGUUUGGGAUGCUACACUGCAGGAGAUGGUGUAGUGCAUGAUGAGCUGUCAGGCCACUCCCCUCUGUUUGAUGUUCUUCGUUCUUUGAAGAUGGUCAAAUUGCUGAUUGAUGCUGGAGCAAAUGUGAAUUUCAAAGAUGACUAUGGUUGCACUCCACUUCACAGAGCCCUUGAAAGUGGACAUCAUGAGAUCCUGGAAGUGCUGCUAGAUGCAGGUGGUGAUCCAAAUGUUGUAGAUGUCUGUGGAGUAUCCCUGCUUCAUACAGUAUCAUCAAGAUCUGUAGCAAACAGGAUUAGGCAGUCAAAGUCACUUCAGAAAAUUAUGAGGUUUGCUGAGAGACUUAUUCAAACUGGAGCCAACAUAAAUAUUAUGGAUCACCGAGGCAGAACACCACUACAUUAUGCUGCAGUAGAAGGAAACAAUGAGGGAAUAAUACACCUCACAAGAAAGAUGAUAGAAGCUGGAGCUAGAGUGGACAAGACUGACCAUCAUGGCAGAACACCACUACAUUAUGCGGCACAGGCAGGAAAUUAUAAGUAUGUGGAAGUGCUCAUCAAGGCCGGAGCUGAUGUGAAUGCUGUGGACAUGGAUGGUGCGACACCACUUCUGAUGCAAACCAAAUGUAACUAUUAUGAGGUUACUGAAUUACUGGUUGCUGCUGGAGCAGAUUUAACAGCAAGUGAUAAAGAUGGUCAGAGACUCAUACAUCGAGCAUCUCUAGCUGGGAGCACUACGGGCAUCGACAAUCUUAUAGAUAUUUGGCCUUCAACAUGGGGCUGUGACCACCAUGGGAACACUAUUCUACACUUUGCAACCAGAUGUGGCCCAAAUAGACUUAAGUGUAUAGAGCACAUUGUGAUGCGGAAACUGGUAUCUGUAGAUGAGAGAAAUAUGGAAGGACAGACACCACUUGCAACACUUUUGCAGCACAGUUCACUCUGGGACUCUGCACAGCGUGAGGUAGAGAUCUUGCUGGCAGCAGGAGCAAAUCCAACUGCUAAGGACAACAAAGGGAAUACACCUUUACACAUUGCAUCCAGUGUUGGCAAUGUGAAGAUAAUGGAGCUCUUGGUCAAGGCUGGAAUAGACUUUAGUCUGAAGGACAUCGCAGGUCAAACAUCCUUUGACUGGACACCCAGUGCAGAAGGUGUGGAACAUCCACCACAUCUAGCAAACCAGAAAAAAGUGGAAAUAAUUAAUGGAAAGAACAAUGAAAGUCAAACACCACUAAUGCUUGCAGCAGGCAGGGAUGUAGUCAGCUUACUCCUCAGGGAAGGAGCAAGUAUUAGUGUGGAAGAUCACAAUGGGAGGACACCUUUGCAAGCAGCUAUUGAGUGUGGCAGUCAUCGUGUAGUAAGAUUGCUAUGGGCUGCAGGAAGCAACUUUCUGGACAUCCCACAGGAGAGUCGCAUCAGAGCAGUCCAUUUAGCUGUAACAUCAGCAGAUUUUGAGGUGUUGGAACAUUUGAUUUCUUUGGGAAUGUCCUUAUCAGACUGCUGGUGGGAUCCUGACCAUAAGACAACAUUGCUUCAUUGUGCAGCAGAAUGUGGUGUGGAAAUGCUGAAGUAUCUCAUAAACCGUGGUCAUACAGAACAUGUUCCAGAUUACAAAGGGCACACCCCAUUACACUGUGCCGUUCUGUCAUCAAAUUACAUAGGAGCAAAGUAUUUGCUUGAUGAAGCACAUGUCCCAGUUGAUGCCAGGGAUUUUGAUGGAAACACAGCUUUAAUGCUGGCAGCCAGCAAGGAUCUGUAUUACAGUGAAAGGUUUGAUAUGUUUGAGAUUCUGGUGAAUGCCGGGGCAGACAUUAAUAUUAAAGACAGAAAUGGUAAGGCUAUAUACCAGUUGGUAGAGAGUGCUUGGGCUGAUGAGACGAAAGAACUACUGGAUUACAUGCAAUAUCGACUUUAAUUAUAACAGGUGUACCACUUAAAACUGGUACACCUCAUGCCCAAGAUUAAA
Messenger RNA from Schistocerca gregaria, 3118 nucleotides. Its product is annotated as serine/threonine-protein phosphatase 6 regulatory ankyrin repeat subunit C-like. The record is from RefSeq and is a predicted model, not a curated record. Gene Ontology annotation, molecular function: protein binding. Gene Ontology annotation, biological process: protein localization to ciliary inversin compartment. The transcript has 18 exons. Gene Ontology annotation, cellular component: ciliary inversin compartment. The coding region runs from base 35 to 3067 and encodes 1010 amino acids. NCBI's taxonomy places the organism in Eukaryota, Metazoa, Arthropoda, Insecta, Orthoptera, Acrididae.